Molecule: messenger RNA, 3139 nt
Organism: Nelumbo nucifera (sacred lotus)
Lineage: Eukaryota; Viridiplantae; Streptophyta; Magnoliopsida; Proteales; Nelumbonaceae
Product: protein ROOT HAIR DEFECTIVE 3-like
Biological process (GO): endoplasmic reticulum membrane fusion
Cellular component (GO): endoplasmic reticulum
Molecular function (GO): GTPase activity; GTP binding
Source: RefSeq, a predicted model, not a curated record
GUCAAGCUCUCCUUUUUAAAAAGUAGGGAGGGCGAUGGCUAUGUUGGAUCUUCCUCGUUCAGCAGCUGGGCUCCUUCUCCCUUGCAAUCGAUCGUCGUCCCUUCGCAGAUUUUGGAGGUCCACGUCCAUCUGAGAUUUCAAUUUGUUUCAUUAAUUCGUCUGCUUCGCCUCCUCUAGAUAUUAAUCAAUAUAAAUCGAUGGGAAAAGCUGGUGAAUGUUGCUCGACCCAGUUAAUUGAUGGAGAUGGUACUUUUAAUAUCUCUGGACUUGACAAUUUCACAAAGGAGGUGAACUUGCGUGAAUGUGGACUCUCCUAUGCUGUGGUGUCCAUCAUGGGUCCACAAAGUAGUGGGAAGAGUACACUUUUGAAUAAUCUAUUUGGUACCAACUUUAGAGAGAUGGAUGCUUUUAGGGGAAGGUCUCAAACUACCAAAGGCAUUUGGUUGGCAAGAUGUGCUGAUAUUGAACCUUGUACACUUGUCAUGGAUUUGGAGGGUACUGAUGGAAGAGAAAGAGGAGAGGAUGAUACUGCAUUUGAAAAGCAGAGCUCUCUUUUUGCUCUUGCGGUUUCAGACAUUGUUCUCAUAAAUAUGUGGUGUCACGAUAUUGGCCGUGAGCAGGCUGCAAAUAAGCCUCUUCUGAAGACUGUAUUCCAGGUUAUGAUGCGGUUGUUCAGUCCACGUAAAACAACGUUGUUAUUUGUUAUCCGUGACAAGACUAGGACACCAUUGGAAAGUUUGGAACCAAUUCUGAGGGAAGAUAUACAGAAGAUAUGGGACUCUGUUCCUAAACCACAAGCCCACAAAGAAACACCACUCAGUGAAUUUUUUAAUGUUGAAGUUGUGGCUCUAUCUAGUUAUGAAGAAAAGGAAGAGCAAUUCAAAGAGCAGGUUGCUAGUUUGAGGCAGCGGUUCUUCCAUUCUAUAGCCCCUGGUGGACUUGCUGGAGAUAGACGGGGUGUAGUCCCUGCUUCAGGUUUUUCUUUUAGUGCACAACAGAUCUGGAAAAUUAUUAAGGAGAACAAGGACCUCGACCUUCCUGCGCACAAGGUUAUGGUUGCUACCGUACGUUGUGAAGAGAUUGCCAAUGAGAAGUUUGCUUGUUUAACUACAAAUGAGGAUUGGUGUCAGCUGGAGGAGGCUGUACAGUCUGGUUCAGUUAUGGGCUUUGGGAAGAAGCUCAGUUUAAUUGUAGACACAUGUCUAGCAGAGUAUGAUGCAGAAGCUAUUUAUUUUGAUGAAGGUGUCAGGACAGCAAAGAGGAAUCAGUUGGAAGCUAAAGUUCUGCAGCUGGUCCAACCCGCCUAUCAAUCCAUGUUGAGUCAUGUACGGUCAAGGACCCUAGAUAAUUUCAAGGAAGCAUUUAGCAAGGCUCUGAAUGAAGGGGAAGGAUUUGCUCUUGCUGCAUGUCAUUGUACUAAAAUUUCCAUGACACAAUUUGACGAGGGAUGUGCAGAUGCAGCAAUUCAACAAGCAAACUGGGACCCAUCCAAAGUUCGGGAUAAGCUUCAGCGUGAUAUAGAUGCACAUGUCACAUCAGUCCGUGCUGACAAACUGGCUGAACUUACUGCCCUAUAUGAGAAAAAACUGAGUGUAGCAUUAGCAGAACCUGUGGAAGCUCUUCUAGAUGCAGCUAGUAAUGAUACCUGGCCAACAAUAAGGAAACUUCUUCAGCGUGAGACCAAGGCAGCUGUAUCUGGGCUCUCUGGUGCACUUUCUGGUUUUGACAUGGAUGAAGAAACAGUAAAUAAAAUGCUUGCAAGCCUAGAGGAUUAUGCAAGUGGUGUUGUUGAAUCAAAAGCAAGAGAAGAAGCCGGAAGAGUCCUGAUCCGUAUGAAGGACAGGUUUUCAACACUAUUCAGUCGUGACUCUGACUCAAUGCCGAGGGUUUGGACUGGGAAAGAGGACAUCAGAGCAAUUACAAAAGCUGCUCGCUCUGCGUCCUUGAAGUUACUCUCUGUUAUGGCUGCAGUUCGUUUGGAUGACAAUGUAGAUAACAUUGAGAAUACUCUAUCACUUGCUCUAGUGGAUGCCAAUAAUAAUGGUGCUACUAGUAAGAGCAUCACAUCAUUUGAUCCACUGGCCUCUAGCACUUGGGAAGAGGUUCCAUCAAAAAGAACUCUGAUUACUCCUGUCCAAUGUAAAAAUUUGUGGAGGCAAUUCAAGGCAGAGACAGAGUACAGUGUCUCUCAGGCCAUUAGUGCACAGGAAGCCAACAAACGUAACAACAAUUGGUUACCACCUCCAUGGGCAAUCGUUGCUUUGAUUGUUCUGGGAUUCAAUGAGUUCAUGACACUCUUAAGGAAUCCUUUAUAUCUUGGUGUGAUUUUUGUUGCUUUUUUACUGGGCAAGGCUCUGUGGGUCCAGCUAGACAUUUCGGGCGAAUUCCGCAAUGGCGCCCUUCCUGGACUCCUGUCUUUAUCUACAAAGUUCCUUCCUACUGUGAUGAACCUUCUCAAAAGGCUAGCGGAGGAGGGCCAAAAGCCAGUGGCACCUGAUGCUCAGAGAAACCCUUCCUCAGAAUCAAAAAAUUUGGGAAAUGGUAUACAUGCCUACAAUGAUUUAAUGUCAAGUGCAUCCUCUACUGUAACAUCUUCAAAGAAUGGUUCAGAGUAUUCAAGCACUUUGGAGCAAGACAAAGUGAAAUGAACUGGACCAGUUGCCUCACUAGAGACUGGUUGGCUGCAUGCAAGAACAGCCUUCUUCCUUUAGAUAUACCACUACAUCACAUGGUCUGUGGUAAGGGCCUGGAUAAAUUAUAUACAUACGCUCCAUAAAGGAAUUGCACUUGUGAUGUCUGAGAGGAGGUUUGAAAGCUUUGCUUUCUUUUUUAGUUGUUUGAAGGCUUCAUACUGGGGGCUACGGUUUGGUGAGAUCAAAAGCCCCCCAAAAUAGUUUUCAUAUUUUGGAUUUUUUCUCCUUUUUUUUUCUGAUUGUUGAUUAUUUUACAAGGAUGAGAUAUAAGUUGCAAGGCCCUUGGUUAUGUUCCGGGCAUCUACUAAACUUGAUGCUUUGACUUCCGUUUUGUGAAUUUUGCCAGUAGAGUUUUGUUGUGAAAGUAUCCAAUAGUAGAAUAUUAUUACAAGAUGAUACGAGAAUGGCAAUAUAUCCUUUUGGCCAUUGGAUGGAUGUUAGUCCGA